Messenger RNA from Tricharina praecox, 2850 nucleotides. RefSeq lists its product as uncharacterized. The transcript is spliced from 5 exons. The record is from RefSeq and is a predicted model, not a curated record. Bases 245 to 2674 code for a protein of 809 amino acids. NCBI's taxonomy places the organism in Eukaryota, Fungi, Ascomycota, Pezizomycetes, Pezizales, Pyronemataceae.
UCUUGUUUUCUUACGACACUUAGGAAGCGCGCAAAUAGGCUUAGAAGUCGCCCUCUGAAAGGGGUCUAAGAGGAGGGUUAGAUCUAUCAAUACUGUUCACCCUCAAAACACCUCAACAGUUUCUUCAUUCUCAAAGAGUCUUCACAUCCACUCUCGACCCCUUGCAUCUUGGUAAUUACCUCCUUUAAUUACACUACCGCCAAUCUUCACGAAGCUUGUUUUGUGCUCAGAGGGAACUGAAGUCAUGUCGUUGUCACAGGGAGACACUCACACCACAAACAUGACCCCUCAGAAUCCGAGAAUGACUCGGCUGCAAGUCACCCUGAGUGCAAAUAAUAAGGGUAGGGUAGAGGAUGGCUCUGCUGCUCCUGGCAAGGCAAUGACAGACCUAUUGGAGUCAGACUCAAAUUCUCCUCGUCUGAGAGCGAUACGGCGUACCUCAAGAAACAAGACCGCGAAUAAGGACCUACCGAAAGGAACAUCCAAAAUUGGUGCAAAGCGAGGCAUUGAAGCUGUAGAGCUGAAUAUAUUCAGCAAGCCGAAACGGCAAAAAACUACCACAGCAAGGGCUGUAGGAGUGCACACCCCAUCGAAGCUUGGGAAACGGAAGUUUAAGGAUGAACCCAUGGACAGUGAAUCUGAGGAGCUGUCAGAUCUUGAAGUGAAACACGGUUCCGGUGUUUCUAAGAAGCCUUUGAAGGUCAGCAAGACCAAGGACUCACUCAACGAGUCAUUAUGGCGGUCAAAUCAAAGACCGACAGGGACCGCGGCUUCGGACACUGUCCAGCCUGGGGACAAUGACAGAGUUCGUUACGAUUUCCGGCUUCGUGAGCCAUCAACAUUCGGGCAAGGCCAGACCUCGACAAUAAAAGCAGAUGCUAGAUCAUCCAGUACCGGAGCACCUUCGGUUCGGAAACAAACCAUGCUCUGGGUGGGGUCCCCCGUUAAAGGCACCAAACGACAGCCUUACCAUGCACCAAGCAGUAAAGGCAUUGCAGAGAAAGGAUGUACCAACAGUACCCUCGAAACACCCGAGUUGGUCAAAGCGGGCGUAAGCCACGAAUUUUACAGCAAAGUGGAGUCCAACAUAGAAGGCAGCGUCCACAGGCUCGACGAAACCCUCACUUACUUGCUUGCCACCAGGCAAGAUGGAUCGUCGAUUGCAGAGACCCCUUUCAAGCAGUACUUUGCGAACAAAAAGGCUAGUCUGACCAAGAAACUCGAUUUUCUCGUCGACAAUAUUGCCGCAUACUGCCAUGACGGGACGACCGUCAAGUACAAGGCCUGGAAGAAAAAUGGAUGCCCACAAUUUAAUGGGAUCCCAGUGCUGGCAAGACCUGUGCCUCGUUGGGAACCCAUCGAGGAAGGGUCGAAAAAAUCUCGGAAUGUCACCUCGGGCAAGCCUACCUCACAUGCAAAUACCUCAGGAAAGGAGCCAGCAUCUACCACACCUCCUGAUACGACCGAGGUUCCGGGGACCAGUAGCAAAAGUCCCAUCGUGGUCGACGACAGUCUUGACAGCCAGGACAGCCAGGACCCGAACGAGUCCGAUGAGGACCAUUCAAGCACGCGGUCCUCACCCACCCGGGAGACCGAAGAGGCAGACCGCGAACUGCAUGGCUUAACAGGGGCCGAGAAUGAGAGGCUCAGAGACCACUGUAUCAAGCGAGGCGCUCUCCUUGAAUCCUGCUUUCACACCUUGUGUGAUCGUCUCAAUAUUCCCCAGCCGCACAACAAUUCUCAGAUCCGGGGGCUGGGGUUCACUCCCAAGGCACUCGCUCGCGAGUUCUUGCUGGAGUUCCCAAACUUCUGUGAGCCGGUCCGGGUGUCGGUUAUUCGGGUUGGGGCUUUUUUGGAGAGCGUCUUUUCGCACCACCUGUCGGGGCCAGACUUCUACCGAACGACUAGCCCCCAAGGUCUUCCCACACCGGACCCAACACCGGAAACCGAGAGUUCUGUAGGAUCUGUGGAUGCAGCUACCAGCCCAUCCGUGGCACAGGGGCCUGCAUCGGAGGCGAAUAUAGAAUUGCGUGUGGAUGGAGAGAACGAGGACCCUCAUGGAGGGCAGGAGGAAAUACCUCUUGCCAGUAACAAGAAACCGCGCAAACGAAAGCGCAGCACUGCAAAAGAGUCUCUCUCCGAUGACUACCUUUACGAGCAACGACUCAUAUGGCAGCGAAAUGCUUGGAACUCCACUCGUCCGCUCGAAUAUGUCGCUGCGGCCCGCGGCGACCGGGCUAAAUUGCGGUUCUUACACCGUCAGAGAGAGAUCACCCUGUUGAAACAACAGGAGCGCGAUAUCGCCGACGAGCUCCAAGAGCAGAAGUCGAAGAAAGUUAAGACGGACAAUGCCCAGCAGGUGUCUGGAUCUCCUCCAUCAGGCUGGCAGCUAUUCGACGCGGUAGCUGCCACGCGAGCUAUGUAUUCGCAACGGAAGUUGCAGUUUACCACGGAGAUCGCUACAGACGAAGCUUCGAAACAGCUCAUGGAAGAGGAUGAGGGGAGCCAUCACCAGUGGAAGCCCCUGCCAUAUAGGGCACAGGAAGAUAAGGCGGAGCGGCUUCGUGGCCUUGCAGAUUGGGCGAAAGUGGUGGACGAGCCAGUCUCUCCUCUGCCUGCUGCGGCUGCUCCUCGGAAGAGGAAGAAGUACCUGAGGAAGAGGAGAGGGUGGUAGUCCUUGCUAUCACCAACCAAGCGAGCCCGUUCCACGGCGUUAUUUGAGGCAGCAUGGGGGUGUAGGUUUUUUUUUUGUUACCCUGCGUGAUGAGUAAUGGAUUGUGUUUUGUUGAUUUCUACCAUGCGUUGGAUUCCUUCUCUUCUUUUCUUUCUCUUCUUUGGGUAUUUUCUUAC